This is a messenger RNA of Bicyclus anynana (squinting bush brown), 5428 nucleotides long. It is a transcript of the gene retn, whose product is annotated as protein dead ringer. The record is from RefSeq and is a predicted model, not a curated record. Bases 413 to 1894 code for a protein of 493 amino acids. Gene Ontology annotation, cellular component: nucleus. Gene Ontology annotation, molecular function: DNA binding. Gene Ontology annotation, biological process: regulation of transcription by RNA polymerase II. NCBI's taxonomy places the organism in Eukaryota, Metazoa, Arthropoda, Insecta, Lepidoptera, Nymphalidae. The transcript has 11 exons.
GAACGGCAUACCAUUCCGUGCGAGCUACGGCGACGCUCGCAUCGUACCGGAGUACCGGAGUACCGUACCGUAGCGUACCGCGCGACCGCAUUGCAUGUACCGUGCGCGUGUGAGCGUGUGACACGUCCCGGUGUGGCGUGUUGUUGUUCCCGUGUUCCUAAAACCGCCAAGAUUCGCGUGAAGAACCGCGAACCGGUGCCGGCGUAUGCCAUGGCCGACGCCGACCGUGAUUCGGACCUUGGAGACGACAGCCCCGUGGUUUGCUCUUGAGUGAGAUAACCUGGCGUCAGCGAGGUCGGAAGGCGAUUCAUCAGGCGAGCAGUCCUGCGAGAGCUCCGACGAGGGUGUGGGCAGAGACGCCGCUCCUCAUCAGCCUCUCCAGCCGAUCCUGCAGCCCCACCAGCCGCUGCACAUGUCCCACGGCCCCAUGAACCACCAGAUGAACAUGAACAAUAUGAACAACAUGAACAAUCAUCCCAUGAACCACUCGCACCAGAGGAAUUCGCCGAGGCCCCUUGAGAGGGAGCUGAAGGUCCGCGAUGACUUCGAGUCCCUCAAGACGUCGUUACAUCCUCACCUAUCCUCUCUCGCGUCACUGGCGCAAGGGGCUCCCCUGUCCACCCCCAGCAGCGUGUUCGCGCUCGCCAGCGGUGGUGCCAACUUCCCUUACGCUCCCCCAGCGUUCCUCGCCCCCGCGCCCCCGCCGCCCGCGCAGCCCGUAGGCUCCGCCUCGUCCUCGUCCUCCGAGGGAAGCGCGGCUGGAUGGAGCUUUGAGGAGCAGUACAAGCAGGUCCGUCAGUUAUACGAGAUCAGCGAUGACCCGCAAAGAAAAGAGUUCCUUGAUGAUCUGUUUUCCUUCAUGCAAAAGCGUGGCACACCAAUCAACCGGCUGCCGAUCAUGGCCAAGUCGGUGCUGGAUCUGUACGAGCUGUACAAUCUGGUGAUCGCGCGCGGCGGCCUCGUCGAGGUCAUCAACAAGAAGCUGUGGCAGGAGAUCAUCAAGGGCUUGCGGUUGCCUUCCUCCAUCACAUCGGCCGCCUUCACUUUGCGCACACAAUAUAUGAAAUACCUGUACGAUUACGAGUGCGAGAAGAAGAACCUGUCAACGCGCAAUGAGCUGGACGCCGCUAUCGAGGGCAACAAGCGCGAGGGGCGCCGCGCCUCUGGUCAAUACGACGCGCAGGCCGCAUUGGCUAUGCCACCUCUAAACAGAAUGCCGGCGUCUCUCGCGCAGUUGUCGCAGCACAUGCAGCCGCUGUCGCUGUCGCUGGGCGGCGGGGUGGGCCUGCCCCGUCUGCCGCCGCUGCCGCCGCACGCGCCGCACAUCACGCCGCACGACAUAGAGUACCGCGUGCGCGAGUACAUGAAGAUGAUCCAGCAGCAACGCGAAUUGAUCCGCAACGGUUCGGAGUCACCGCCGAGUGCCCCGAUGGUGUCUCCCCGGGACGCGGCGCUGUCAGCCAUCGACGUGUCGCGUCUCACGCUCUGGUCUCUGUACAACAACAACAACAACAGCCCUCAACCAGACCUCGAGCCGCAACGUGAGGCCUUAAACCUAAGUGAAAGUCCAAAUUCAAGCAUCAGCGGCGGCAAGCGGGAGGCCUGCCGCUCCCCACCCCCGCCGGCGAAGCGCCGCACCCCGCGCCCGCCCUCCCCCGCCGCCCCCUCCCCGCAGCUGCCGCGCGAGCCCUCACCGCGCACGCACGCGCAUCUCAACGGCAACUCUAAUGGCGUCAACGGCGCCGCCUUCAAAAUCACGACGAGAGGUGACGCAAACACAGGAGACCAACAACUCGUGGUGUCAAUUGAACUGAACGGCGUAACGUAUGAGGGAGUUCUGUUUCCGUCACAAAAUGGCAACGGUCAAAAUGGCCACCGGCAAAUGGUGUCUUAAACGCCAUCUGUUGAGUAUUAGGGUUAUGUUGUUGAAUAUAAUAUACGCUGUUCAUGUCCUGAAUUACUUUGUAAACCAGUGUUAUGUAAACUUUGUCUCAAUGUUAAAAAAAUGGGGGAAGCCUGAGUAUUUUCGCCUUGAAGGAUAUUUAAAAUUUUCAAUUUAUCCUGUGUUGUAAUAUGUAGUCUUACAAUUUAUCACUUUAGAUAAAUGUUAGAAAUAUCAUAUCAGUAAAAAUGUCAAGUGAACUAAAAAAAAACCCGUGAUUUUUUUAAAUUAUGGUAAUUAUUAUUAUGUUGAUAAUGAUUAUAUAUAUUUGUUACAUUUCUUGUAAACUAUUUUCAUAAUUUAAAUCGCUUUUAUUUUACUGUCAGUAAAAUAGCGAGAAAUAAUAAUUAAAAAUCAUUAUUAGUUUAAUUAUACACGUCAUUGACUUUUUUGACUUUGAUAUUUAAAAAAAAACAGACAAACUUGUAAAGAGACAAAUGGCUUGUAAGUAAAGAAUAAAAAAAAUUUGGGACAGAAAGUGUACGUUUAAUUAACUCAAUUUGGGUUACUUUUUUAUGUCGAUCAUCCAAUAAAGAAAUAAAAUCAUUUGGUUCAUCAAAAAAUACUGUGUUUUGUCACUGCCUAGAAAACGAGAGUAGCUUAGUAUGCACCGAAUACAAGAAAAAAUCAUUACAAAUACGUUUGUCCUUUAUUUCGUUUACACGGACAGCCUGCAAUGUCUAGAUGUAUGUAUUUUAGGUAGGCUGUAAAUUUGUCAGCCUAUGCUUCUAUCUAGUAAGUAUGGAAGCCAAUUAUAGAGUUUGAACUAUGAUGGCUUUGGAAGACGGCAGGUUUCAAGGGUCCAGACCCUAAAUUGUCUAAGUAAAUAAAUGUAUUCUUUUUCGAUAUAUCAUAAAGAAAUGUCCUCUAAAUUCUUAGCUUCAUGGCUGUGGCUAGAGCUCUAUAACGGUGUUUUUCGAAGGGUUGUCGCAAAGCUAAGAGACUGGGGGCAUGAUUUCUCGUAUUAUACCGAGGAAAACAUAAGAUACGCCUUGUACUUGGACGAUUGAAGGUUCCAAAAUUGUCAAACUAAAAACAAAACAUAUUUUUGCUUUCUUUUUUUCGGAAUAUCAUAAAGAAAUGCCAUCCAGUCGCCAAACACUUAGCUUCGUGGCAACUUUCGCUAGAUACCGUAAAAGCUUGAUCUAUAACAGUGUUUAUAGUUCAAGCUUUUAUGGUAUCUAGUGAAGGGUUGUCGCGAAGCUAUGCGACUCAUGGCCUUUCUCUUAAUAUGCCGAGGAAAACAUAAAAAUUUCGCUUUGUUUUCGGACAAUUGAAAGUCUGGAAAAACCACUACAAAAAAAUCUCGAUAACCACCACAAAAAAAUCUCGAUAAUUGGUUGGACCAAUUAUAGGCUGCCAAAUUUUCAGCCUUGAUAAAAUGUUGUGUAUCUGGCUAUGACAGGUUCUUAUUAUUUUUGUGAUUUUCUUGUAUUUGGCGUUGAUAACAGAAUUUGUUCUUUAGUGGAUGAUUUGUAUAUUUAUUAUUUUACAUGAUUAACGGUCAAAUGACAAUUUUUCUGUAAAUAUAGUUUCGAUAUUAACAUAAUUAUGUUACUUAUUUAUAAUUGUGUGGAGCGAGGAGUAAAGUGCGGCUUGUUUGGUGUUAUUUUAUAUGAUUUUUUUGAUGUAAAUUUUUGUAAAUAUCUCGUGUAAAUGGUUGUAUUGUUUUCUACGCCGCUUUGUAUGUUUGUGAUUAUUAUUACGUACCUAUGGAUGGUUUUAGGUGUAUAUUAGAUCAUCUAGGACUUUGUCAGUAUUGUAUUGUAGCUUAGGUAUUUAUAGUUCAAUGGAAUUUAAAAUAUUUUUAAGCCAUGUUUUUUAUUGCAUACCUAUCUGAAAAUAAGUAGCUAGUAUGGGUGCACUUUGUAAUGUUAAACCUUAAUAUGAUUAAAUUAGUUGUUUUUGGCUUGCAAAGAUGAAUCUGUUGUAUUUUAUUGGUUACUACACUUGGAUUAAAAAAAAACCAUAAUUUUCUUUACCGAUUUGUAUUAAAUACUUACUAAAAACUAAAAAAAAUAGAUUUAAAAAAGUCGAUCUUACUAUCUCGAAUGUAAUAUCUAUUAACUUUGUUAUUUUUUAAAUUGUGUGGGAAGCUUAAGCCGUUAAAAUAUAUUCAAAUUAAAGAAUUAAGUCUAACCAUCUUGUAUCAUAGCUUUCUCCAUAGUUUAAAUCUUGUAAUGGAAACCAAUUUAGUAUUAUCGAAUAGGGCUAAAAUUGUGUGCCUAGUGUGACUUUUCAAUAUUUUCAUACUGUUACUAUCACGUUGACGUAAACGCGAAUGUAUAUGGAAUUGAAACAGCGCCAUCUAGUGGCACUACUGCAGUUGUGCAGUAGUGCCACUAGAUGGCGCUGUUUCAAUUCCUUAGAAAUUCUGGUUUACGUUAACGCGAUGUUAACAGUAUCAAACUGCCACUAGGCCCUCUGUUUAAGACAUUGGAAUAUGACACGUAGCCAACUUGUGACGUUAUUUUGACAGUUUUCAAGUUUUAGCGAGAUAAACUGCCCUUGAAAAAUAACAUUAUAUGACGUCACAAAAUGAGGGUAAUUUUCGAUUUUAAUGUCAUAGACAAAGUAUGACCAUGUUUGUAAUAAUAUAAUGCACAUUAUUAGUAGACAUUGUGUGUCUAACAUUAUAAAGUUUUUAAUUGCCAUUUCCUUAGUUAAGAUUUAGCACUAGGUCUUAAUAAAAUAAUUUAAAGAUAACUUAAUAAAUGCCGUCUUAAAUAACAUUUAGGGGCGGAACAUUACAAACUUUUUUAAUUUUUUAUAAAUAGGAAUAAUGGAAAAAAAAAUAUUUAUGUUCUCAGAUUUAUAAUUAGGUACUAUGACCAUUUUGAUGUGGCGCAUCGUAUUGUAUAAGUGCAAUAAGCGAAAUCCAAAAUAAAUGAAAAAAAAAAAUAAUAAUCUCCAAUUUAUUCGAAUCGGACGUAGGUUUAGGAGUAGGUAAAUGUAAAAUUAUGAGAUGCUUUGUAAAUGACUGAUUUCAAUAAUUUACGAUUAAUUUAAUGGAUUUAAUAAUUGUAAUGGUUAAUUUGUACAAUUCGAUUUGUAGGAUCGCAAACGUUAGAGCUACAUAGCGGUAGUGGAUCUUGUUCGGAAAAGGGCGAAUUUUACGCGAACCAUUUCGCACUAAAUUCGCAAAUUGUUUCGCUUUAUAAGACCGGCUAGACGAAGAAUGACAUGCAUUUUAGUCAGCCAGUCUUAUUAGACUAUAUACAUGCGUUAAUUUUAUAAAUUCUUUGCUUGCUUGGAAGGAGCAUUGAUACAGUUUCGCGCGAAAUUCGCCCUACGUACAAGACCUUAGUACAUUCCUAAUAAUGUACAAUAAUAUUGUUAAGAAUAAAAAACUAUCCAGCCCGGCCUACUAUGUCAUAUAGUAAUCGGCCGGUGGAGUUAACGAUUUUCGUCUUACACCAAAAAUUUUUUGAUGUAUUCAAAAUAAUAUACAUGAAUAAAUAAUUAUUAUAAUGACAUAUCAAACAA